AUGUACAGUUUCAUGGGAGGAGGCCUCUUCUGUGCCUUUGUGGGCAACAUUCUGCUGGUGGUGUCCACUGCCACAGACUACUGGAUGCAGUACCGUCUGUCCGGAAGCUAUGCCAACCAAGGCCUGUGGAGGUACUGCAUGGCCAACAAGUGCUACAUGCAAACCGACAGCAUAGGUAGGAAUAAGAUUCACAUACCAGGUGGAAAAUGGCAUCCUUUCACAAGUGCACAUGAGAAACAGCGAAACAACCCUAGUAACCCUUUCUCCCUGACCUCUACAGCCUAUUGGAAUGCAACCCGGGCCUUCAUGAUCCUGUCGGGGAUGGCCUGUUUUGCGGGCAUCAUCGCCGGCAUCAUGUCCUUCGCCCACUUCUCCUCCUUUGAGAGAUUCAACCGCUCCUUUGUUGCAGGAAUCAUGUUCUUCGUCUCCACUUUCUUUGUAUUGCUGGCCAUGGCGAUCUACACCGGUGUGACAGUCAACUUCCUGGGAAGGCGCUUUGGUGACUGGCGCUUUUCCUGGUCCUACAUACUUGGCUGGGUCUCUCUCCUCAUGACCUUCUUUGCUGGUAUUUUUUACAUGUGUGCCUACAGAAUGCACGAGUGCAGGAGAGGCAACGGCCCACGCUAG
Molecule: messenger RNA, 627 nt
Organism: Gadus chalcogrammus (walleye pollock)
Lineage: Eukaryota; Metazoa; Chordata; Actinopteri; Gadiformes; Gadidae
Product: lens fiber membrane intrinsic protein-like
Exons: 4
Coding region: 1-627 (208 amino acids)
Cellular component (GO): plasma membrane
Molecular function (GO): structural constituent of eye lens
Source: RefSeq, a predicted model, not a curated record